AUGUUCAGGAGGGCAGCUUGGAGGAACACUGCCAGUGAUGCAGUGAGUUUACAUCAGGACGAAGCUCUCAGCACGACCAUGUUACUCCUGAAGUCCUACGGACCGACAGGAUUCCUGCUCAGAGAGGAAGGAGAGGCCAGAAACUUGAAGGUGUUCCUGGGCGACCCGCAUACAUGCACCUGCCCCGGGUUCACCAAAGAGCAGGAGCCAUGCAAACACAUCUGCUGGGUUUUACUGCGGAAAUUCAGACUCCCCAGAGAACACGAGUACUCAUUUCAGCUUGGACUAAUAGAGAGGCAGAUCUCAGAGCUGCUCCAUGGCUUACACCAAACCAAAGCCCAACGGACAGAGUUGAAUUCGUCUGCCGCCUCCGGGACCCCGAACCAACCGGACCAGGAGGCCAGAAGCGUUUGCCGGAAAGCGAUCGACGCCCAGGAUGUUUGUCCGAUCUGCCAGGAGGAGCUGCUGGAGAGAAAACAGCCCGUCACGUACUGCAGGUUCGGUUGCGGCAACAACGUCCACAUCUCCUGCAUGAAGGUGUGGGCAGACCACCAGACGCCGUCGCAGCAGGAGGAGUGGGUGAAGUGUCCUCUGUGCAGGGAGCGCUUCAGCUCUCUGAAGUUACUCCAGCAGCAGCUGAAAAACACAGCGAAGCUCUUCACGGCUGCUGAAAGAGAGAAACCAGACAGACACCUGGGAGUCGUGUGUCACAGCUGCAGAAUCUGCCCCAUCAGUGGAAAAUGUUUCAAAUGCACAGUCUGCAGGUAUUUCUAUCUGUGUGAGGACUGUGAAGGGAAGCGCUGCCACCCACAGCAUCCGUUUGCUUCACGGACGAAAAGAAGAGCGAAGUGGAGCCUGGUGACGGAGGAGCUGAGUGGUGAAGCGAAGGCAGCGACCUCUGAGCCAGAAAAUGACAGUCUUGUUCCAGAGGCUGCAGACCCUUCACCAGACGUUGUGCUGAAGUGUUUGCCAACAGUCAGGCUGAGGUCAGGGUCCCGGCUCCUGAGCGAGGGGCAGCAGUGUCGGAUCUGUCUGCAGAGUUUCAUGCUGGGUCAGCAUGUCCGAACUCUGCCCUGCCAUCACCAGUUCCACAUGGACUGUGUGGACCAAAUCCUGAGGAAAUCAAACUCCUGCCCGGUGGAUGGAUAUGUCAUUUAUAAUCCUUUGACCUGGAGAAGCAGCAAGACGAAGACCUCCCUGACGUCGGCCUCCUGCCUUUCCAGUGACUCUGCCAAGCAACCAGAAAAUAGCUUAAAGGACCUGAACCAGACCGCAAAGCUGCUGUGA
Messenger RNA from Stegastes partitus (bicolor damselfish), 1287 nucleotides. RefSeq names its product zinc finger, SWIM-type containing 2 (gene zswim2). The record is from RefSeq and is a predicted model, not a curated record. The transcript has 10 exons. Bases 1 to 1287 code for a protein of 428 amino acids. NCBI's taxonomy places the organism in Eukaryota, Metazoa, Chordata, Actinopteri, Pomacentridae. Gene Ontology annotation, molecular function: zinc ion binding; ubiquitin protein ligase activity.